AUGCUUCAUCACAUCAUGCAUGUUUUAAUUUUCCUCCUGACAGUCUCCAGCUUCUGCAUUGACAUUGCGCUUAACCUCAGCGAUGUCUACUACUACGAGUCUCAGCAUAUCCGCAUAAAGAAGGAAGAAUGUGGCGCCUUCAAGUCCUACACUCAUAGAGCUGUAACCUCUGAAUCUUUUGGUACCAGAGACCAGAUUACAUACGCAGGAGCUGUUCAGGAAGGGCUGCCAGAGGCGUAUAAUGAUGCCAAGGUCUACUACUUCAAACACGAUAUGGAGAAUAAUCUGCCGCUCCUUUUGGUACUAGGAAUAAAUAGAAACCUUUUCUUCUUCAAACCCACAAGCAUAUUCAUUGAUGGAACUGAAUACGAAAAAUCGUCUCAGGAGGGAGCAACAUCGGAUGGAAAGGAGCCGAGUUAUUUAGACUACAAGGAUACAAAUGUAGAUUACGGUAAUGUUAGUAUACUACCGAGCGAUAGCGGUAAGGGUCGUAGACCGCUGGAUCCUGACACGAGACCAAAACUCUAUUCACAUCAAAGCGAUAGUGCCAGUAGACAUCUUGAAGAAUUUAAAAGACGCAUAAAUGCUUCUCUCUUGGAAUCACUGGAGCCUGAGACACUACUACAUUCCCACAUGUGGGUUAGGGACGAGUCAAUAAACUCCAGAAAUGUCAUGGAUAAACUGGCAAGGAUAGCUUGCAAUGUGCCAGGAUACCCCGUUGUUGUGGAUAUUUCGGCAUUUUCUGACUAUUCCAUUGAUGGUAAUCCUGUGGGUGACAUUCCAUGGACCGUGCAUGUGAAGAGAAAAACUGAAAAUGGGUUUGAAAUUUAUACUCACAGUAUGGAUGGAUUCCUUAUUUUAUCUCAUAUAAAGUGUGGUGACCAAAUUUUACAGGUUAAUGGGUGCAGUUACUAUACCAAAAUUGAGGUACAUUACCCCGCCGAAGAAUUCACGGAACAGACUGCAGAUCAUGGCUUACAUGUUGGAAGGCACUGUCUGCCCUCAAUAAUCAAUUUUAUAAGAGGAGUUAAUCCCCUUUACUACGUACGGAUUGAGGACUCGCUCGUUCAAUUUAAAGCCAGUGAGAGAGCAAGGCUUAGUUCAACUGUUCUCUCCCGCCUCAUCCUUGAUGCACAAAACUAUGGAGUUGAGCUAUUCCCAAAGUGUUCAGAAGCAAUGGAAGAAACAUGCGUAAGAGUCUCUAGAAUAUUCAAAUUUGACUUUGGAAAAUACCUCAAAAUAGGUCCAUACAUUGUACGCACUUAUGACCCUGAGACUUUGGAAGGUGCAGGUGCUGAAUUAACUCUCAUAAAAAAUAUCUAUACACCUGGAAUGAGCCAAAUCAGACUCUUUCUCAAAAAUGGAAAAAAAGAAAUGCUCUCCAUGAAAUAUGAUGGUAAGGAGUACUGCUACGACAAAUACAGCGAAUAUAUUUCUGAAAACCCAUUAUCAGGUGAGAAUAUCCUCGAAAUUCUUGGGUCUAUUGCUAAAUUUGGUAAAAUUCUGCCAAAAAAGUUGAGCAUUCCCAUAACAAAAUCAAGGGGUAUUGUAUUCGAUGUGACCCGUUACAAGAGCUACAGUAGUGAAAUUACAGGAAACCACGUUGUAACAUCCACUAGAUAUUAUGGAAUGUUUAAAAUUAUAGUUCAUAAACCGGAAGUCGUUCCAUUCACAGUUCAGGGUGUGCAAGCAAAUGCUGGAAUAAUCAAAACGUUGAGGUUUAUGAGGGAAUUCGAAUGCACGCAUUUUGAAGUGUUCUGCACGGACGAAGCGCAAUUUGUGAGUAUAAAGUGUGAGGAAAGGGUCUAUUGUAUGCUCAAGGGAGCGUUACGAUGGGUCAUCUUUAGGACUAACGAAAUAAGUGAUGCUGAAGCAAGUAGAAUGAUCCGUGAGAAUAGUCAUGGAUCCGCCGGAGUUGAACCCCCGGAUUCACCAAUCCGUGAUGAUGUGUUUUCAACGGUUACAAUAAAGUCUGCCGAAUACAUAAAGGGUGAAAGAGACCCAAGGAUCGAAGAACGAAAAGCCACGCCUUGGGCUAGACCAAAGGGGAGUGAUGAAAGCGGCAAAGAUUCAGCAGAGAUUAGCAGAGGAUCUGAGGAGUUAUACUUUCGCUUCAGUCCGGAUUCAGUAAAGAAAAUAACCCUAGAAGAUGAUUCUAGUGAAGCUAAAACUCCAGAGCAAAAGCAGUCCACAGAAGCUGAGGUGGAAGAGGAAGGCGAAGAAGAGGAUGAUAAACAGAUCAAGGAUAAAACACAGUAG
This is a messenger RNA of Theileria equi strain WA, 2259 nucleotides long. RefSeq lists its product as hypothetical. The coding region runs from base 1 to 2259 and encodes 752 amino acids. NCBI's taxonomy places the organism in Eukaryota, Apicomplexa, Aconoidasida, Piroplasmida, Theileriidae. The record is from RefSeq and is a predicted model, not a curated record. The transcript has a single exon.